AUGGGCUCCGGCGCGAUUGACCCCAAAGAGCUCCUGAAGGGCUUGGAUUGCUUCCUUGGCCACAAUGGCGAGGUCAAGAACAUGGACAGCAUCUCCAAAAUCUUCAACUUGAUGAAGGAUGCGCAGAAGCUUGUGAGUCGCUGCAUCUACCUGAACAUCCUGAUGCAAACACGGUCGCAGGACAUCCUGGCCAAGUUUAUCCAGAUAGGAGGCUACAAGCUGCUCAACAGCUGGCUGACGGCUGCCAAAGCCUCCAACAACGUCGCCUUCCUGCAGCAGAUCCUCCUUACCCUGCAGCACUUGCCACUCACCGUGGAUCACCUCAAACAGAACAACACAGCCAAGCUGGUGAAACGGCUCAGCAAAUCGCAUGACAAUGAAGAGCUGCGCCAACUUGCUGCCAUCCUCGUCAGUGACUGGAUGGGUGUCAUCCGUUCCCAGAGCAGCGUCCAGCCCGCUGAACGUGACAGAAAGAGACGAAGAGAGGAAACCAAAAGCAAAACGGUUGUCCAAGAGAAACCCCAAGAAACCAAAGCUGAGGCUAAAGCCGAGGAGGUGCCAGAGAAGAAGCGGGAGAAACCCAAAUCUCUGCGCACCACGGCGCCCAGCCAUGCCAAGUUCCGCUCCACUGGUCUGGAGAUGGAGACACCUUCGUCAGCGCCCGCGAAGAAAAUGAGCUCUGCUUCGGGCGCUGAUAAAUACGGCCUGAAACCAAUGCCCGUCAAGAGGCAAAACGUCUCGGUGUUGUCUGGAGAGGCUGCUCCAGCCAAGAAGAAAUAUAAACCGCUCAACACGGCGCCCAAUGCCGCCAAGGAGAUCAAAGUGAAGACCAUUCCCCCUCAGCCCAUGGAAGGCCUCGGCUUCCUGGACGCCCUCAACUCGGCUCCCGUCCCCAGCAUCAAAACCAAGAAGAAGAAGAAGGUACUGUCCCCAACAGUCACCAAACCCAGUCCCUUCGAGGGGAAACCGCCCAUCGAAGCCACCUCGGCCAAACCCUCCUGCCCAGAGCCCAGCGCUGCGGUGGAGCCAAUGGAGACGGAGCGUCCUGGCACGCCGGUGCCAGCCGUGGAGGUGCCAGAGCCAAUGGAGUUUUGCUUGGCCGAGAACAGCAUGGACGUCAGAUCCAUGGGAAACCAACCACUGGAGAGCGGGCCAAUAGCCAAGAAAGCCCGCAAGAAGAAGAGAGUGAGCUGGGCCGAGGAAGGGAAGCUCUGCAAAUACUUCUACUUCGAAUGGGAUGAGACAGAACGAGUGAACGUCAACAAGAUGAACUUCAGCGAAGCGGCCAGGUGGGAGAUGUUGAAGGACCAGGAGGCGUUUGAGACAACGCGGCGCCUCAGCCACGACGCCAUGGAGGAGAAGGUGCCGUGGGUUUAUCCCCGGCUCCUCGAUCUCCCCGCGCCCCUCGUCGUGCCGGGCAGCGGCAGCCAUGAGCGAUUCACCCAGGCCGAGCGUGAGAAGGGGAUCCUACAGGAGAUCUUCCUGUCCAAGGAAAGCGUUCCUCACAGCCCCUGUGAGCCAGAUCGGGACUCCUGUGAGCCGCUGCCCCCCAAGUUGAUCCCCUUGGAUGAGGACUGCUCAGCCGAGGAGGCGGUGUAUCCUAACACCAUGGAUGCCAGCGCCGCCUCCUCUGCGGCCGACACCAGCGCUGGGGCCAAGCUGCCGCCCGUGCUUGCCAACCUCAUGGGCAGCGUCGGGGCCGGGAAGAGCCCCCAGGGCCCCGCGCCAGCCGCCAACAUCAACAUCCAGGAGAUCCUCACCUCCAUCAUGGUAACGGAGACCCCGAAACAGGGACCCCCACUGCUUAAAAAACAGGAUUAUUCAGAGGAAAUCAAGCACCUGCUGGGGAACGUGCAGGCGCAGCCGCAGCCCACAGGACCCGGUGGAGUGCCCCACAGCUUGCUCGGCCCCGGCCCCAUGGCCACUGGCUUCCCGCCCGGCCCAAAGGGCCUAGAGCAGUUCCCACCGGGGGGACCCCUGCCCGGACCCCACGGCAGCGGCGGCAGUGGGGGGCCCAGUCUCCCACCAGGCCCGGGGAUGCCGGGUGGUCCCCGUCUUUUGGGGCCACCCCCCCCGCAACGUGGCGGCAACAACUUUUGGGACGCACCGGACUGGGGGGGGUCGCUUCGAGGUGGCCCCCACGGCAGUGGGAUGCGCGGGGGGGGCCCCUUUCACUGCCCCCGCGGCCAUAGCAGCGCCGAACCCCCAUACCGGUGCCGCGGCGGAGGGUGGGGGCGCAACGGGGGCCCCCCAAAUGGCGGCGCAAGGGGAGGGCCCCCCAUAAGCCACAGUGAUCAUGGCAGGGGCCACCCCUGCGAGCACCCCCGCGGCCACGGCGGGGGCCACGGAGGAGAGCUGCCGAGCCGCCCCGUCUGUCGGCACUUCAUGAUGAAGGGCAGGUGCCGGUACGGAAACAACUGCAGGUUUCUCCAUCCCGGUGUCCACGGGCACCAGCAGAUGUAG
Messenger RNA from Cuculus canorus (common cuckoo), 2463 nucleotides. Its product is annotated as serine/threonine-protein phosphatase 1 regulatory subunit 10-like. The record is from RefSeq and is a predicted model, not a curated record. NCBI's taxonomy places the organism in Eukaryota, Metazoa, Chordata, Aves, Cuculiformes, Cuculidae. Gene Ontology annotation, molecular function: metal ion binding. The transcript has 18 exons. The coding region runs from base 1 to 2463 and encodes 820 amino acids. Gene Ontology annotation, cellular component: nucleus.